AUGACUUCCACUCAAGAGGCAAACAGACUCAUUCCUGAAACUCGUCCGGAUGAGCCUGUGGACGAAAUGAACGUUACAGUUGCAGUUGAGGAUACACCGGAUAAGAAAACAUCUGGUUCGGCUUCAGCAGAUCAGGUUAUACCAAAAAAACUACAAAAGAUUCUUAAGAAUCUGAACUCGAGACAACGGGAACUCUAUGACAACGCGCCCAACGAUAUCAAAAUUAACGUUUCAGAAGUAAUUUAUGAAGAAAAAAAGAAGAAGGGUAUGUGA
Paraglomus brasilianum is the source of this 273-nucleotide messenger RNA. The record is from the annotation of a GenBank genome assembly. NCBI's taxonomy places the organism in Eukaryota, Fungi, Glomeromycota, Glomeromycetes, Paraglomerales, Paraglomeraceae.